This is a messenger RNA of Nothoprocta perdicaria, 2309 nucleotides long. RefSeq names its product parvin beta (gene PARVB). Lineage: Eukaryota; Metazoa; Chordata; Aves; Tinamiformes; Tinamidae. Gene Ontology annotation, molecular function: actin binding. The transcript is spliced from 12 exons. Gene Ontology annotation, cellular component: actin cytoskeleton; lamellipodium; focal adhesion. The coding region runs from base 45 to 983 and encodes 312 amino acids. Gene Ontology annotation, biological process: establishment or maintenance of cell polarity; substrate adhesion-dependent cell spreading; lamellipodium assembly. The record is from RefSeq and is a predicted model, not a curated record.
UGAGUGAUCUUCAAGAAGAGGGUAAAAAUGCCAUCAAUGCUCCGAUGAACCCGAGCGCCGUGGACAUUCAUCCUGAAGACACACUACUAGAGGAGAAUGAGGAGCGCACCAUGAUUGACCCUAACUCCAAAGAAGACCCCAAGUUCAAAGAGCUGAUCAAGGUUCUAAUUGACUGGAUAAACGAUGUGCUGGUAGAGGAGAGAAUCAUUGUUAAACAGCUUGAAGAAGACCUUUACGAUGGGCAGGUGCUGCAGAAGCUCCUUGAAAAAUUGGCUGACCGCAAACUGAACGUGGCAGAAGUGACGCAGUCUGAGAUCGGGCAGAAGCAGAAGCUGCAGACGGUGCUGGAGGCUGUUCACGACUUGCUGCGGCCCCACGGCUGGGCGAUCAAGUGGAAUGUGGACUCAAUCCAUGGCAAGAAUCUCAUUUCCAUCCUUCACCUGCUGGUGGCUUUGGCCAUGCAUUUCCGGGCUCCCAUUCGGCUGCCUGAGCACGUGUCUGUACAAGUGGUGGUUGUGCGGAAACGUGAAGGUCUUCUUCAGACUACGCAUGUUAUGGAGGAGCUCACGACGACGACGGAGAUGAUGAUGGGAAGAUUUGAGCGAGAUGCCUUCGACACACUCUUUGAUCAUGCACCAGAUAAACUCAGCGUGGUCAAGAAGUCUCUGAUCACCUUUGUGAACAAACACUUGAACAAACUGAAUUUGGAAGUAACUGAGCUAGAAACCCAGUUUGCAGAUGGUGUUUACUUGGUAUUGCUCAUGGGUCUCCUUGAAGACUACUUCGUUCCGCUGCAUAACUUCUAUUUAACACCUGAAAGUUUUGAUCAGAAGGUCCAUAAUGUCUCCUUUGCUUUUGAGCUGAUGCAAGAUGGAGGACUUAAGAAACCAAAAGCUCGCCCUGAAGAUGUUGUCAACCUAGAUCUGAAGUCUACACUCAGGGUUCUGUACAACCUGUUCACAAAGUACAAGAACGUCGAGUGAACCUGAAAGCUGCUGAGAUGUUCGUCCUUCCAACCUCCUUAGGGAAAAAUACAAUAAAAAUACCUUCUGCAUGCUGUCUUUGUGCCUUAUGCUAUACUUCAUGCAUUCUGUCUGCACUUGAUGUGACUUCUCUUUAGCUCCUUGUAUGACACUCGACUAAAAUAAUGCGUGUGUAUUCUGUUGGUCACUUGAAAAAGUGUUGACAUUUCAUACUUUUGCCAGAAGACACUAUUGGGUCAUUGGCCAGCAAAUGUUCUUCUUGUGAUAAAAGAAAUAUACCACUAAUUAAUAAGCAGGGAAAACAUGAGAGCUUCCUCAUGGCUGUAGACUUUUUGAUACUAUACCAGACUUUCUUUUGUAAACAACUUGGUUGCUGUUGGCAUUGGAUGGUGUUCUAGGCUUAAGAGUUAGGAACUGAAAAACAGCAUUGGAAUUUACUUAGAAGCCAAGCCUUUUCUGUUAAAUAAAAUUUUUGUUUGUUCUGCUGUGGGGCUGGGAGGUAUCUGAAGCCUACCUGGUGAAAGCCUUAAAAGUGUCUUGAUUUUGGUGUCAACCUCAUACUACUCAGUGUUAUUUCCAUUCAAUGUUUACACAGAAUAAGUCUUGCAAUGGGAUGACCAUCUACUCAUGUCUGCCUAUGUUUCUUCACAGCAGGAGAAAUUUGUUUGCUAGAGCAGCAGUCAAUAUUUUAGUGUGCAGCUUGAAUCACGUCAGCGAAAUAUGUGCACGUUGGGCUAAUGUGUCUUCUCCCCAAUCAUUUCUGAAUUGUCCCUGAAGAAUAAUCACAGUUAUCGACAGCUUGACAGUUUAAAGGCUGACUCUUCAUUUCAUGCAGCUAAGUUCAAAUUCUUGCUGAAGUUACUGGCAGCUGUAAAAUUGAGUUGCUGGUAAAAGUAAGAGCUCACCUUUCCUUCUGGAUUGCACCAGACUGUGUCAGACAUGUAACGUAUGCAUGCAGAGGAGAGAGAUUUGACCACUGAACUGCUGCUUUUAUGUGUCAUGUCAGGGACACAUUUUUAUGGACAGAUAUGGGGUUUUAUGUGAAAUAGAAGGCAGAGCACCUCAAAAAGGAAGUAGAUACUGUUGCAUUGCCCUAGGGGUUCACCUGAGUCCUCUUGGAAGCCAGCUUCUUACACCAAGCCUUAUUUACCCUUCCGAGCUCAAGAGGAAACAUGCUGUCGGAAUUGGUGUAUAGCGGAGAUAUUUUCCUUCCUUCCUUCAACAUUAAUCUUCUUCAUUCAACAUUAAUUCUUCUUCAUUAAUCUUGAAGUUCCUUCAACUUUAAUCUUCAGAAAUGUGUGGGGGAAAAUGUGCUGCUCCUCCUGC